AGAGUGGGAAAAAAGAGUGGCAAGCGAGAAAGCCUCGGUACGGUUGUCCUUAGUAGUAGCAGCUCGGCGUUUGCGAGCGCCUUGGCGAGUACCAACUGUGUGUGUAUAUGCGAUCAUCAGAGAUUUUUUUCUCGUGUCUCGAGCGCGAUUGUAUAUACGUGUGUGUGCUGAGAGUAAAAGAGUGGAUCCCGGAUGAUCUGCCAGUGAUCCAACAUGGCGUCGACCGACCUGUCGUUCGGCUCGAUACCACCCUACUAUCGAAUCGUAUAUGAAAAGGUUUGCUCGCCGGUUAGCGGCAACGUCGAGCGUGAAGUCUUCAAGUCGCUCCUUGUCAAGUCACAGCUGAGCAGUUCCUUGCUCAGCCAGAUAUGGGAUUUGGUUGACAGCAAAAUGGGUUAUCUCACGAGAAGUGGAUUGUACAAAGGGUUGGCGCUCGUGGCUUUGGCACAACAAGGAAAACAGCCAAGCGACAAGCUGCUGGAAAACACGGAAUCUCAAGAAUUGCCGAUACCAACGCUGGGCGACUUGUCGGAUGUAACUCUACUCGCGCAGCGUCUUCAAAGUGGCUUCAAUCCAUCCAAGCUCAAUUUUACGUACACCGAAAUCUGUAAUUUAGAUACGAUCGAGGUCAACCAAGUGCCCGAAAAGAAGGGUAUUUUCCUUAAACACGUCGAGUAUCAAGUCACAAGCAAAAGGUUCAAUUCUGUGGUCUUCAGGCGGUACAAUGACUUUGUUUCAUUGCACGAGUUACUUUUGGCGAGAUUUCCCUACAGGUUAAUACCAAAACUUCCACCAAAGAAAAUAGUUGGAGCGGAUUCGCAAUUUCUAGAGGAGCGUCGUCGCUCGUUGCUACGGCUACUGACGUUAAUCGCACGCCAUCCAAUAAUCGGACAAGAUCCAAUCGUACAAUUUUUCUUUACCUAUACCGGCGAGGAGACACAGCACAAAAUCAAAGAAGUAUUUCGUCGAAUGCCCGACGAAUUUGCAACAUCCGAAUUGUCGAGUCGUGCCAAGGAACUAGUACCAGCUGAAACGUUAACGGAAUUUGGAAGUGCCAGAGAUCAAAUUCGCGUUAUACUGCAGGGAGUAUCGAGGUUAAAGAAUAUCGCGGAUUGCUUGGCAAUUAGAAGUCAUAGUUACGCGGCUGAUAUGGCAGAAUUGGGCUCGCAACUGAAUAGUUUGGCGUGUGAGUCGCAUAAUAGUUCUUGGGCUACUGGUGGCUCAACAAUUUGGCAAGAUAUGAAGAAAGGUUUCCAUAUUAUAGCUAAAGAAUUCGGCUUGCUAUCGUCAAGAGCUCUACAACAAGCAAUGCGCGAGGAAACAAUGGUGUGCGAACAGUUAAACCUCCUUUUGGAUUUGUUAAUAGCGCAUAGAUCCUUGUGCGAGAGACACGAACGUGGAGUAACGGCAGAUCAUCAACGUGCACUUUCAACUAUGUUAUCAUUGAAAAAACGACAGAUGCAAGGAGUCAUUCGUGGGACUGACGCCGACACAGUGGAGCACCUGGAAAACAGGAUGGUCGCGCAAGAGUCCGUGAUCGCCAAUAUGGAGCUGAGAAAUCAAUUUUCUCUUCACUGCCUGCACAUGGAAACUCAAUUGGUUCACGCGCAUUUGGAAAUUUUAGCAACAGUUCUACAGAGCCUUGUUAAUGUUCAAAUACGAGGUCACUCCGAGCUCGCUGAAGUCUGGAAGUCGAUCGAACCGACAAUAAUGAAGUGCCUGCCUGAAAAAUUAGCGAGUGAAUCCAACGGCUUUUCUUAGCAAGAAUAAAGUACCUACCGUACAAGUCUUCUUUCGAUUGCUUUGCCAUUAAACAUGUUCAUUAAAAAAAAUGAAAUAUCAAACAAUGAAUAUUCGUAUUUUAGAAGAUUUUUAAAUGUUAUACUCUGCUGAUGUUGGCCCUUUUAUAGUAAUUUUUGAGAAAGUGCCUUGUAAUUUCGACAAAUGUAAAUAGACAGAUAUAUAUUUAUACGUAAAUUUUUAUACAAAAAAAAAACGUAUUUACGGGGGUAAUCACGUAGUGCAAUAAUAUCAAGUUAUAUGUUGAGAUGAAAUGAAUUUUCGUGCCAAGCUCUAUGGGAUGCAUAAUUCGACACGUAGCCACUCUUAAACAUUCCUCAAGUACUUAAAUAAUCAAAAUUUUGCUUUACCAAGAAACGGCAAAAAACUUUGUUAUACUUCUUUUUAGUAGAUUUAAAUCUAUAUAUUUUUAUAUUAGAAGUUCUCUUCUUUUAUUUAUAACAAUGAUUCAAAAAUGGAGUACUAUUUUGGAAAACGAAUGUUUUCGUGAAAUGUUAUAUUUGUAUUUUUUAACAACUGAUUUGUAUAUAAAUGUUAAAAAUUGAUUACAAAUUAUAUUUUAUAGUAGAUCUCACGCCAAACAGUUGUAAUUUAAUAAGGGCGUCAAAUAUUUGGAUAAUUUCAAUUGUAAAUACUCAUCACGAAUGUUACAUAAUUGAGAAUUGUUGAUUUUGUUCAUUAUUUUGAUGUAAUUAUCAAUUAAAACCUGUUUUUGAUAAAGUUAAUAUUUGAAUUUCAUGAAAUUUGUAUGAUGUGAUACGUAAGUGCAUUUAUAUCUAUGUUAAAUUUGAAAUUCAUUCAAUACCUUUUAUUUUAUAGUGAUUUAUCAUUAAUGUAACUAAAAUUUUAUAAUAAAAUCACAUA
Messenger RNA from Phymastichus coffea, 2664 nucleotides. Its product is annotated as sorting nexin-8-like. NCBI's taxonomy places the organism in Eukaryota, Metazoa, Arthropoda, Insecta, Hymenoptera, Eulophidae. The transcript has 9 exons. Bases 214 to 1761 code for a protein of 515 amino acids. Gene Ontology annotation, molecular function: protein binding; phosphatidylinositol binding. Gene Ontology annotation, biological process: retrograde transport, endosome to Golgi. The record is from RefSeq and is a predicted model, not a curated record.